Molecule: messenger RNA, 1092 nt
Organism: Cylicostephanus goldi
Lineage: Eukaryota; Metazoa; Nematoda; Chromadorea; Rhabditida; Strongylidae
Source: the annotation of a GenBank genome assembly
AUGGAAGAUGAUGAAAGGGAAUCACGAGAGUAUUUAAUACAUUUGGCAAUACCACGGACAUUCCGGGUCAGAACAGAUCCGCUGGAGAUUUUGAACGAUGCGGAAUUUCGAGAAAGAUUCCGUUUAACGCGAAGAGGAUUUUAUGCCCUCUAUUCAAUUUUGAAAGAAGAACUUUCUCCUCCCACCACAAGAAGUGCGUCUAUCUGCGGUGCUCAUAAACAGGCCAUUUUUUUAGAACAUCUGGGCAGCGCCAGUUUGCAGGUAGCAGGUAUCAUGCAGACGACAAACGAGUGUAUAAGCAGAACAACAGCUCUCACUCUGGGCUGUUCUCAGCCCAGUGUUUCACGUAUCAUCGCUGAAGUCUCUGAUGUAUUGUAUCGGAAACGAAAAUCUUUUAUUUUCUGGCCAGAUAAUUCGGAGCAAAAGAAAAUGGAGAGAAGAUUUUUCGAAAUAUGCGGCAUUCCUAAUGUUGUGGGAGCGCUUGAUGGGUCACAUAUCAAAAUAAUUGCUCCUAGUGAAAGCGAAGAUUGUUACGUGAAUAGAAAAGACUAUCAUAGUAUAAACAUGGCCGGUAUAUGUGACUUGGACCAAAAAUUUCUGUGGAUCAGCGCAAAAUUCCCUGGGAGAACUCACGACUCGAGGGUGUUUCGAUCUAGUAAAAUUUACAUGGAUUUUUUGGAAGGACGAAAAAAAGGAAUUUUACUAGCAGAUAGCGCCUAUCGCUCCGAGCGUUUUCUUCUUAAACCAAUUCUAAACGAACAAAGAACAGCAGCAGGUAUAGGAUGUGAAGCUCGGUAUACUGACGCACAGUGUAGAGGACGCGUAAUAAUUGAAAAUGCGUUUGGAUCUCUAAAACGCCAAUUUCAAGCCCUUCACAAUGAACUAAGACAUAAACCUACAAGAAGCGCAAGAAUUAUAAUAGCAUGUUGCUGCUUGAGAAAUUUUGCUAUUCAAAUGAGGGAGCCGAGCUUCACUGAAAGUGAAUCAACAACACCGCAAUAUCCCGAAGCCGGCUCGUUAGAGCCGGAUGUUCCAGAUUCGGUGAGCAGAAACGAUCUUCGCAGUUACAUAGUAGACCGUUACUUCAGUUAA